GCCGUCGUUGUCGCAAGUAUCGUUGGCAGAGCAUACAUACCUCCUCAUCGCCAUGGCCUCCUUUCAAGCCGUGAAAAAAGCGGUCAACUUACCGCCCACUGUGCGCACGCUCCCCAGCGGAAUUCCCAGCGCACCACGACUCAAUCUCGCUGCGCGAGCUCCUGCGUCCGGACACCAUGACCACGGCCAUGGCGCGUCUGGUCCUCGCGCAGACGUCCCCACUCGUUUCACCGGUGUAUCGAGGAAUUCAGCAACUGGUCUCGUCUCCAAGACUUUCGUUGUUGCACCUACCACCACCAUCUUCUCGCCUCGUCUUAUCCAUAGUUCUGCAGUAGCGAAGGACGCACCUGAAGUCCCCGACUUCACGCCUUACCAGGCCCAGUCUGAUUCCACCAACCGCGCGCUCUCCUACUUCAUGGUCGGCUCGCUCGGUGUCCUCUCCGCCUCCGUCGCAAAAUCGACUGUGACGGGUUUCCUCGAGACGAUGUCGGCCUCUGCUGACGUGUUGGCGCUCGCCAAGGCCGAAGUCGAGCUGGGUGGCAUUCCCGAGGGCAAGAACGUCAUCAUCAAAUGGCGCGGCAAGCCCGUUUUCAUCAGGCACAGGACGUCCGACGAGAUUCAGGAGGCGAAGACGGCGGAUUGGAAGAAGUUGAGGGACCCACAGAGUGAUGAGGACAGAGUGAAGCGACCGGAGUGGUUGGUGAUGUUGGGCGUGUGCACGCAUUUGGGUUGUGUACCAAUCGGAGAAGCUGGUGACUAUGGAGGAUGGUUCUGCCCAUGUCACGGUUCACAUUAUGAUAUAUCUGGACGUGCUCGCAAGGGUCCUGCUCCAUUGAACCUCGAAGUCCCACCUUAUGACUUCAAUGACGCAGAAGGCAAACUCGUAAUUGGAUAGUCAACUCGGCGAUAUCUUAAUUGUCUCUGUAAUUGGCCCCUAGACACCAACAAUGGAAAUAUUUUAUUGUGGCUAAAUG
This is a messenger RNA of Serpula lacrymans var. lacrymans S7.9, 974 nucleotides long. RefSeq names its product Rieske iron-sulfur protein of the mitochondrial cytochrome bc1 complex, RIP1 (gene RIP1). Gene Ontology annotation, biological process: mitochondrial electron transport, ubiquinol to cytochrome c. Gene Ontology annotation, cellular component: membrane. The transcript has 5 exons. The record is from RefSeq and is a predicted model, not a curated record. Gene Ontology annotation, molecular function: 2 iron, 2 sulfur cluster binding; quinol-cytochrome-c reductase activity. Lineage: Eukaryota; Fungi; Basidiomycota; Agaricomycetes; Boletales; Serpulaceae. Bases 53 to 895 code for a protein of 280 amino acids.